AUGGCGUCUCCAUUCUCCCCUGACAGCACUGGCGGCAUGGACCAAGAGAUGGGAAAGCUCCACAAGGUUGCAGGUGUCCGCUUACCAGAUAAGCCGCCGUCGACCCUGUGGGACGUCUCCAUCUCUGAAGGAAGGAUUUCUUCCCUCGACGCUCACGAUCCCGACCGCGCUGGCCCGGAGAGCUCACCGGGUAUCCUGGACGGCGCCAACCGUCUGUUAGCUCCCUCGCUCUGUCACGCGCAUAUCCACCUUGACAAGUGCUUUCUCCUUCAGGAUCCCAAGUUCAGCGACUUACAGAUCGAGAAGGGCGACUUUCAGGAGGCCAUGGAGAUGACGGGCAAGGCAAAAGCCAGAUUUGAAGAGGACGAUCUACUAAGGAGAGGCCGCCAGCUUAUUGAGGAGAGCAUCUAUCAUGGCGUGACAGCCAUGCGGGCUUUUGUGGAAGUAGACGGCGGCGUGCAGUUCAAAUGCCUAGAUGCAGGCCUAAAAUUGAAAGACGAGUUCGAAGACCGAUGUGAGGUCCAGAUCUGCGCAUUCGCACAGCUUCCGCUCUUCUCUGGAGAGGACGGCGGCGAAGAGGUCAGGAAACUAAUGACUGCGGCUGCACAGGAAGAAGCGGUUGAUGCCUUAGGCUCUACCCCCUACGUCGAGCGGGACGAGAACAAGUCCAAGAUGAAUGCACGCUGGAUCUCGUCGCUCGCCCUGACGGCCGGCAAACACCUUGACCUCCACCUGGACUACUUUGUAGAGGAGCACAAGCAGCCUCUCAUCUGGGACACGCUAAACAUCAUUAAAGAUAGAAACUGGCUAGAAAGAGGGGGCAAACAGAUCACACUGGGACACUGUACCCGCCUAACGCGAUUCAGAGAUUGGGAGUGGGAUCAACUGAGACAGCGCGUCGGCGAGCUGCCCGUGUCCUACGUCGGCCUGCCCACUUCGGAUCUGUUCAUGAUGCGCACCGACGAGAAUGUCCGUGGGACGCUACCGGUCGUGAAGAUGAUAAAACAGCACGAUUUGCAAGCAGCCAUUGCGGUCAACAACGUAGGGAAUGCAUUCACGCCGCAAGGGAACUGCGAUCCUCUCGGAAUUGCGACUCUUGGUGUGGGCCUCUACCAGGCGGGGACAAAGAAGGAUGCCGAAUUACUAUAUGCAACCGUCUCGUCAAGGGCGAAGGGCGCUAUUGGUUGCGAGUCGACAUCGCUCAGCCUGGAAGUGGGCGAGCCGGCCGACUUCGUCUUGUUUGAUAGAAUGGACAGCGGAUGGCGGUGCAGAAAGAGCAUAGCUGAAGUAGUGUAUGAUGCAGGCCCAAGUCGGCAGACGAUACGGCGCGGAAGGGUGACGGCACUUUGA
Molecule: messenger RNA, 1350 nt
Organism: Trematosphaeria pertusa
Lineage: Eukaryota; Fungi; Ascomycota; Dothideomycetes; Pleosporales; Trematosphaeriaceae
Product: cytosine deaminase protein-like protein
Exons: 3
Coding region: 1-1350 (449 amino acids)
Molecular function (GO): hydrolase activity, acting on carbon-nitrogen (but not peptide) bonds, in cyclic amidines
Source: RefSeq, a predicted model, not a curated record